Messenger RNA from Microbotryum saponariae, 696 nucleotides. The record is from the annotation of a GenBank genome assembly. NCBI's taxonomy places the organism in Eukaryota, Fungi, Basidiomycota, Microbotryomycetes, Microbotryales, Microbotryaceae.
AUGCUUCCCGCGUCCAUCUUCGUCUUGUGCAUGACCGUCUUGGCCCCGGUGGCCAGCGCCCUUCCUCUGCCUUCGAUGGCAAGGCAAAUUCCCUUCGGCAUCAAGUUCAGUCGACCACCCGCACCCAAGGGUGGCUUCUUCAACCCUCCGCGCCCUCGCCCCUCGAGCCACCACAUGGCCGUGCUGCGCAUCCUCGAAGACGAUGAUGACCUCAACCUACUGGCCCAACCGAGCUUCGCUCUCGAACUCGAUGUUGUCACUUCUUCUCCUUCGAUGACGACGACGACCCCUACCACCGUUCCCGUCAUUGCCGACACCCCUACCGCCGUCAUCAAGACCAAGAAGCGCAAGGACAGCCUCGACGACGGCUCCAUCUUUUCCGACAUGCUCAUGGGCCCUGGUGGCUACGCAGCACUCGAGACAGCGCGCGUCGCCAUCGCUUCACCGAUGUACUCGGGUCGUCGCAUUCCCGUUCGCGAGAUCGGCAGCCACAACCGACGAGAAGCCAAGAAGCAACGACGAAUCCUCGCCAACAUGAUCGCAACCUCGACGAUCGAAGAGGCUGGACCUACUUCAUCGCCGGUCGCAGGGGUUGAGUUUGAUGGUGUCACCCUACCUCAAGCACCCGAGGCCGUUCAGACUCCGACCUUCCACUUUAUGAACCACGGGCCCGUCAUCACUGCGACUGUGGUUUAG